UAUUACUUAAUACCGUAUUUGCAUGUAAAAAACUCUUUUUUAUGCUUUAUAUAUAUAUAUAUGUAUAUAUAUAUUUAGCCCCACUUGAGCAUCUACCUUCCAGUACAUGCAAAAAGGAGUAUAUGCAUGUAUAUAUGUGUAUCAGUUAAUGGCCGGCCAAUUUCUUUUGAUCGGUCCCAAAAACAAAACGAAGAAAGAAAAGGACCGUUUGGGUUGAGCCUGCUUGUGCUUGCUACUGAGAGGGUCCCCAACUGUAAUUGAACAAACAAAAGUCUUCUUUUAUAUCUUGUUUUCUUUUGUUUCAAGAAAUGGCAACAAAUCCUGAUGAAGAUAAAUGGGAACAUUCUGAUUCUCCUGAAGAAGAAGAAGAAGCAUUGUCUCUAUGUGAUUUACCGGUCAAUUUGAUCGAAGAAGAGAUUCAGUCAAGGAAAGAAGAAGAAGCUUGUCGUCCAGAAACUGAAAUUAUACAAGAAGAUUUCAAUUUUGGCAAAUGGGAUGACUCAGAAAUGUGUGCAGCUGACGAUAUAUUCUUUGACGGCCAAAUUCUUCCAUUUCGUCUUUCAGUGAGUUCUGAAAGUGGUAUUGGUCCUAACAACUGCUGCAAACAAGACAGUCUGAACCGAAACCGAUGUUUAUCAAGAUCAGAAUCCAUUGAUCAUGGCUCAACAGCAGGAUUUACUAGUUUUAGCAGCAGAAGCAGUAGUAGCAGAAGUCAGUUAUCAUCAACCAGUACCAAUAGCAGUUCUGUCAAUACUACAAGUUCGAGAAUCUCUAAGCCAAGAUUCCAAAAUCAGUUUCAUGCACAUCCAAGUCCCAAGCCUCAAAUCAGACUUUCCAACAACUCACUGGGAAAUGCGGCUACUAACAAGAGCAGAAAAUCAAGUACAGUUUGGGAUAUAUUUAGACUGGGUUUGGUCCGUGCACCAGAAAUCGAAUUGCAAGAUCUCAAGACUCGUACUUCUGUUAGUAGAAACAGCAGUUCUAGUAGUAGUAAUAGCAAUUCCAACAUCAAGGUUAGUGGUAACAGCAGCAGCAGCGAAGGCAAGAAGAUGGAGAAACAAAACCAGAAACAGAGAAAACAAAGUUUCUCGGAGAAAAGAUCAUCAGGAAGUCUAUUAAGCGGAUGUAGUUGUACAGUUAGUGCAGUGAAACCAGUUCCAUUAAACAUAAUUAUUAUAAAAAGCAGUAGUAGUAGUACAGGAAAGAACAGUGCUAAAGAUAAAAGCCAAGAAAUAUUGGAGUCAACCACAAAGGAAAAGAAGGUACAAGUAAAGAAUAACAAGAAGAAAAUAGUGGAAAAGCAGCAGCAAAAACCGCAGGGAAAGCAAACAAUGUCACGUCAUCGAACGUUUGAGUGGAUAAAGGAGCUUUCUUCACAUGCUACCUUUCUUGAUCAUGAAGAGGGCCGCCUUGACUCAUGAACAUUUCUUGCGCAUGCUCUUCGUAUUCUUCCUUUCUUGUAUCUUAUCUUUCUUGUUCUUGCUUUUUUUCCUUUUUCUUUUCUUUUCUCUUUAAUUUGAAUUAUAAUAUUUUACUGUUAUUCAUGUCUAGCUAGGCGCUAUUUUCUAGAACUAAGAGUGUUUAUUUCUUUUUUUUCUUGACAGAUUAGUUUCUGGGUGUUCCUGUUUUUUUCCCUUUUUAAUUCAAUUAGUUAUACUUUGUUAAGA
Messenger RNA from Ricinus communis (castor bean), 1667 nucleotides. RefSeq lists its product as uncharacterized. NCBI's taxonomy places the organism in Eukaryota, Viridiplantae, Streptophyta, Magnoliopsida, Malpighiales, Euphorbiaceae. The transcript is spliced from 2 exons. The record is from RefSeq and is a predicted model, not a curated record. The coding region runs from base 309 to 1421 and encodes 370 amino acids.